Agrilus planipennis (emerald ash borer) is the source of this 5037-nucleotide messenger RNA. Its product is annotated as Krueppel-like factor luna. Gene Ontology annotation, molecular function: RNA polymerase II cis-regulatory region sequence-specific DNA binding; DNA-binding transcription factor activity, RNA polymerase II-specific. The transcript is spliced from 3 exons. Lineage: Eukaryota; Metazoa; Arthropoda; Insecta; Coleoptera; Buprestidae. Gene Ontology annotation, biological process: regulation of transcription by RNA polymerase II. Bases 526 to 1509 code for a protein of 327 amino acids. The record is from RefSeq and is a predicted model, not a curated record.
CACCGCGCGGCGUGGAACGAACGGUUAGUCGUGCCGCAUCGGCCAUAAGUAGAAGACGUAUCGCGUGUCUCUCUAACGAUUUGUUUGUUAUUGCUGCGGCGCUUGUUCUUCCAUUGUGUGAACUCUUUCGUUUGAGCCCUUUAAAUAUAAUACGAACACUAAACGUUGUUCGUAGCUCAUCGGUUUGCCCAUAAACACGAAUGUUGCAUAGUUAUUUUACACGGUGGUUUCUCGUUUUCCAAUAUUUGUUGGUGUGCGGCUAGUUAACACGCGACGCACUGCGUUUUCAACGAACGCUAAAACACUUCAGAUUCGCGUUUGUACGAUAAUAAGUGUGCAAUCGAUACUUCUCUCUGUAACUUGCUCCUAAAGCUUAACUUCCUAUAUAUCUGUCUAUCUCUGUGCGAGUUUUUUUUAAAGGUAUGUGUCGAAUGAGGUGAUCGUAUGUACUCGACCUUUUCGAUCUUAAGAUUUCAUGUGUUUGCUGUGUUUUGUUGUGAAUUAAGUUACAUCUGACUUGACAAAAUGGAUAUAUUACCCAGCGUUAAUAUCUUCCGAGAACUCCAAGACAUUCACGAUACUGGGUACUUUUCGGCGCAGCCAAGUCUCGAGGACCAUUGGCAACAGACUUGCUAUGAGAUGGAGCGAUAUUUGAAGGACGAGCCAAAAAUCCACCAGUCCCUUAAGAAGCUUCCAACCGACAUGGAAACGCGGUGGUUGAAGAUGGAAGUGGAACUGGAAGAUUUUGGGGAACGCCAUUUGGAUUCGUUGAGUACAAGUUCGGCAAGUUCCUCGUAUUCCUGGGAUAGCGCAUUAUCCUGCGCUGUCCUCGUCAAACAAGAGCCUGUCGAUGAUAUGGAGGAAGACGAAGACCAGUACCACGAACACAGUCGCAGUAGUCACCAUCACCACCAUCAUCAUCAUCACCACCAUUCGACACGGGAUGCUCUUCAGUUGCGCCUAGUCGAAAGGACGUCGUCCAGCACGACCUUGACGCCACCGUCUAGUCCUGAAUCGAGUCAGGGUCACAAUAGUAACGGUAGUGGUAGUUCUAGUGCUAGUGAACUAGACGUUUGCAGUUUGCGAAUGAGCGGUAUGCCCAGAAACGCUAUUGUCAGGGUACGUGCUUCAGGACUCACCAGGUACAUCUCGGUAGUACCGCGGAGUACCGCGCCGACAGCUUCAGCGGCCAUGACGUCGCCGGGUGCCAAACAUGCUCGCCUCGAUCACUCACCCGACUCGAAGAGGAGGAUACACAAGUGCCAAUUUCUCGGAUGCAAAAAAGUCUACACGAAGAGUUCGCAUUUAAAAGCCCACCAAAGGACGCAUACAGGUGAAAAGCCGUACAAGUGUUCGUGGGAGGGUUGCGAGUGGCGGUUCGCGCGUUCCGACGAAUUAACCCGUCACUAUCGUAAACACACGGGCGCGAAACCGUUCAAAUGCCGCCACUGCGACCGCUGCUUCAGCCGCUCAGAUCACCUGGCCUUGCACAUGAAACGUCACGCCUAGGUCUAGUAGGCGACCGACGACGCCGACGACGCUGCCGCCGCCACACUGCAACCGCCGACGCCGUGGUCGUCGCAUCACUGCCAGUUACCGCUAAACAUGUAAAUAAUAAUUAUUAUUAUCACAACAACAUUAAUACAAUCAUUACGGUCUAGUCAAUUUACCAUCGAAAAAACAUGUCACAAUUUGCGUUAGGCAUGCAGAAAUUGAUUAAAGUGCGACUUUUUUGUGAAAAUAGUUAAUUUUUCUAGCUUUAAACGUCCUAUAUUCUUACAAUAAUUUGCUAUUACUAAUAAAUAUUUCAGUUUGUUAAUUUUAAAUGCGAAUCAUACACGUAGGGAACGUUACCCAAAAAUGGUGCCGACUGGACCGUGAUAGAUUGAAAUGUUACAUUGUAAGUAAGAGAGAGAAAGUGAGAGAGAGAGAGAGAGAGAGAGAGAGGUGUAGUCAGGUUUAGAUGCAGCCGUUGUUGUUGCGGGUGGUAGAGGGUGACGUGCGUGACAAUUCUCGUUACACAAACCGCCCCCGUCACACCGAACCCCAUUCCCUCGCACCUUGAUACAAUUCCCUAUUAUUGUUGGAACGCACGUCGCCCUAAUCCACCCCCUUCGCUCGAAGCACCGAUGAAUAGAGGGAACGAUUCCUCAGUGAUGAUACUCCUGUGAUCAACUCAGCAUCGCCCACAUAUGUAUAUGUACCACACUUAAUUGGAUGUAUGUAUGUAGGCCAAACUACAGCCCGCUCCCUGAAUAGAUUUAUGAUUACACUUGCAAUCUUACGUGGAUUUCUUUUUAUAUCAUUUGAUACUUUAGAAGGGCCCGGGUAAUAAAUUAUUGCAUCGAGAAGGCAGACGUUGAAACAGUCAAAAUUAAUAGAUCAGAUAUACUGAAGAAUAUAAUAUACUUCGUCAUUUUAUUAAUGGAAUAAUUAGUUUCGAUAGUAGAAUGUGUAGGUAUUGAGUGUAGGAAAUUUAAAUUGUAAGUAAAUGGAUUUAAAUAAAUUUUUGGAUAGCGACGGGAAGAUGUGAUAAAAAGGCUAGGAACUUUCAUAGGAGAAAUAUUAAAAAUUGUUACAUUUUCUUUACAUUGAUUAACAUAUCACUUCUUAAAACUAAAAAGUCCGAGUAAUUUAUAAAUAUUAAAAACGUGCUAAAUAAGUAGUACUUACAGCUAAACUGCUUUAAUAUUGUUAUUAAAACUAAAAGAGAUAUAUAAAAUUAAAUAUUUUUAAUAAUAAAGUCAACUAAUAAUGUUAAGCUUAAGCUUCUUUAAGUUAAUUGAUUUCAUAUAUGCCUAGUUCACAAAUAAACGUAGAUAAAUAAAUAAUUACUGCUAGAAAUUGCUCGUCAGUAAGUACCUAAUUAAAAAAGAGUUCGUUAAUUGUGUCAUUUGUUCAGGGAGAGGGAGUUAGAGCAUUUAUAAUAACUUUUACAACAAUUUUGUACAUUUUCAUGCCCCUCUGGGUUAGAUGUGAGAUGCGGUCGGUAAACGCGUUUUAACUAACGGAGGGGGGCCGUGAAACCGGGUACCCUAGCGAUUAAGUAACAACUAAUUAAUAAGUAAAUAAUAAGUAACUAAUAGUUUGUACGAAUGUGUCAAAGUAUUAAAUAUGAAGACUGUGCAGGCAAACGCCCUUUUAAUAGACUAAAUGUUGUACUAUUUGUAUAAAGUAAUCAAAAAAGCAACGUAGUAGUUCGAUCAAAAAAUAAAAAAAAACGCAAAACAAAACAUUAUAAAACUGAUAAGAAAAAAGUAUUGUAUUACAUAAUUAUUAUGUAAUUAUAUUUUUGAAAAAGUGACCUUGGAUAUCUACUAAAACAAACCAACUUUUCAAAAUAAAUAAAUGAUAAAUUAAAUGCGACGACGUCACAUGUUCGCAUACAUGUUGCAUUUCCGAUGCGGCUUCCAUAGGCAGAAAAUGUCAGGCACUUGAUUGUGAUGCAUUAGAACUAUUCGCAUAGGCCGGACAGAAACGAUACAUCACGUAGGCCCUGCAAACGCAGAUAACCGCGCGGCAACCUCUGCUCGUUCGUUUCUGUUCGCCCAGUGUGAAAAGCUCUUAAAUUCUAUGACGCGUGCCGCAAUCUGCCUGUCCAGCCACACUUCUGACGCAUUCCUUUUCUAAACGUUUAUUCGUUCUGUAUUUCCACUUCUACCUUUUGCAUUGAAGCGUGAAUGUUGUUGUAUACAGUGCGAGUAAAAAAAUAAAACAAAACAAAAAACGGUAUCUACACACAUAGAUAUUUUUAAUGUUUGUAGCAUUUUGUAUAGCUGCAUGCUUCUUUGAUUCUUAUAAUUACUACUAAUGUUUAGUAAGUAAGGUAUAUUGCGAGAAAUCGUAUUUAUACUAGGACGAUUUUUGGUUUUCUUUACUUUUACUUUACGGACGAAAUCGAGCGCACUUUUGUUUAAUAAUAUCUAAUAUUAUUCGCAUUUGCAAGAUGAAAAAUAGUUUUGCUUGCUACGUAUUUGUAGGUUUUUGCAUUUUUAUACACACAUACAAAAUAUACAUUCGUACGUAUUACUCUGAAAGUACAAAAUUGUAACUUACAACGACCUGUUUACCCCAAAACGAUAAUAUGAAUAUAAACGGUAAGUUUUUACUGUGUGCUCUUGGUUUCGUCACUGUUUUCUCUUUCUUUAAUAACAUCUGCUACUUUUGUGUAAAUUAAAAACGAAAACGAUGAAUUAAUUAUCUAUUUUAUUAUUUUUAUUUGUACCGCAAUGUGAUAAGUUUGUACAUUGUAAAAUAAACGAUUUUUUUUUAUUGUAAGAAACCGAUUUUGUUGAGAGAAUUUAUCAGACUUAUUUGUAUUGUUUUGUUUUAAAAUAUUUUAUUUGUCUAACGAUACGAUUUAUUAUUAUUAUUAUUAUUAAUAUUAUUUACGUUUCAUUAUUAUAUUUAGCUGAAAUAAUUUAUAGCAAUAAUUACCGAUUAUUAUUUCUACUUGUUGCAAUAUAGGUACAUACAUACAUUUUCGUCGCAUUAUAUCUUAGUUAUAUAUAUUUGUAAGUGUUGUGUGUUUUGUAAAGAACCCCGUGUGAGAAAAAAUGAAUGAUAUUUUGGAAAGAGAAAGAGGUAAGAGAGAGAGUGAAAGUUAAAUGGUAGAAAAUAAUGAAAGAGAGAGACAGAAUACAUGCGCGCGCAUUCGCUCCUUGUUCUUCCUUAGUGUAGGUGUCAGAGUAAUAUAUUCAUUAACAUUAACGACUUUUAUACAUGAUAGAAGCGAGUACUUACAAGGUCAUGAUUUUGAUCGAUAGGUUUUGCUUCUGUCUUGCUUUCGAACGACCGAUUGGAUUCAGAAAGCUGCAGCAUACGCAAGUUUAAAGUUUGAAUUUUGUUUCGAGAGACGCUUUACCGAUAGAAUUGUCGAACAUACGACGUAACUCUGCGGCCAUGUUGUCUGCCGUUACUCUGCAAGGCGCGAAAAAUUAAAAAAGUCCAAAAGGUGCCUGAAUAUGCCUAUAUUGAUAUCAGCAUAAGAACGUAGAAGGUGCAGACUUUUGGUCUCAAAACUUUCAACUCAUUUCG